UGGGUGGCGUUGCCUCCCCCGAAGCUGCGAAUAGCAGGGAGGCUAGAGGGCACGCAAAAACGCUCGGAAGUUGAGAGUCGUCUCCCACUAUGGACACUCUGAAAACCGCGAUACGCGCUAUCACCGCGUCGGCGCAUAUAUAUAUAGAUAUCCGUUCAUGACGGAGGGUGAAGCGGUCGGCUCUCGGCGCGAAGAACAGAGUCCUCAUAUCGCUGCGACGAUGUUUUGGCGCGGAAUACUGCUCGCGUUAGCGACGAUCUCGUCUUCGGUAUCUGCAACAGACAGGCCUAUAAUCGGCAUCCUUGCGCAGCGAUAUUAUGGCCGCGGAAACUUCAGCCAGAACGCGACUUACAUCGCCGCCUCCUACGUCAAGUUUGUGGAACUGGCCGGGGCUAGAGCAGUGCCUGUCUUCAUCAAUGAACCUGAAGACUACUACGUCAAUCUCUUUAACGCCGUAAACGGGAUCUUGUUUCCUGGUGGCUCGGCUGAUUUAGUCAGCUCGGGCUACAGCAGAGCAGGAUCAAUUCUUUACAAGCUUGCACUCCAGGCGAAUCACAAUAAUACCCACUUCCCACUUUGGGGAACGUGUCUGGGAUUUGAGCUGCUCACCACAUUGACUGUUGGCACGAAAGUUCUACAGGCCUGUUCUUCGAACGACCAGGCGACGAGCCUCAACAUGACGGCAGAUUUCAGGAGAAGCCGGCUAUACGACAGCAUUCCGAGAACGCUGGAGAAAGCGCUGCGAACCACUCCCAUCACGUACAACGCUCAUAGCUGGUGCCUGACGCCCACGAAUUUUACCGCUUUUAGGUUAAACGGAUUCUAUAAGAUACUCUCGACAAGCGUCGAUAAGAACGGAACUACCUUCAUUUCGUCCAUGGAAGCUAUCUCGUAUCCGUUCUAUGCGGUCCAGUUCCACCCCGAAAAGAACAGCUUCGAAUGGAAACUGGACAAGCGUCAUCAGAACAUUCCCCACAGCGUGGAUGCGACGAGGCUCACUCAGUACAUGGCAAACUUCUUCGUCGGAGAAGCCCGGAAGAACGACCACAAGUUUUCAUCACCGGAGGACGAAUUCAAAGCCCUGAUCUACAACUACGACGUGAGCUACAGCCAGGGAUAUUCGGGGUUUACACAGAUUUACGUGUUUGAUAAGUAGUCUGCUGAUUUCCGAAAUAAGCAAAGUUCCUGAAGGCAAAUUGGCUUGGUAAUAGGGGUGAAUAAUAGAUUUAUGUUAAAUGGGUGUGUAUCUUCUGUGAUGCUGGUGUGACAACUCAGGCCUUGAAAUUUAAUUCCUGGCUUUCUUGAGAAACAUCCUGAAGUGUUUUAAGCUUCUGGAAACCUUUGAUUCAAAGCGAAUAAAUAAAUACUUGAAAUGUGUCAGUAAUUGGGUCA
This is a messenger RNA of Ixodes scapularis (black-legged tick), 1392 nucleotides long. Its product is annotated as gamma-glutamyl hydrolase. The coding region runs from base 158 to 1156 and encodes 332 amino acids. Lineage: Eukaryota; Metazoa; Arthropoda; Arachnida; Ixodida; Ixodidae. The transcript is spliced from 9 exons. Gene Ontology annotation, cellular component: vacuole. The record is from RefSeq and is a predicted model, not a curated record. Gene Ontology annotation, biological process: tetrahydrofolylpolyglutamate metabolic process. Gene Ontology annotation, molecular function: gamma-glutamyl-peptidase activity.